GUUUCUUUUGUUUGUCUUGUUUUGGAAUGUCUGCUGCUAGUUGCACUGACAAGAGGGAAGGAGCAAUCGGGCUCAACCCAACCAUAUCGCAGACUUGUUCUCUGAAAAGCUCCAAAAUACCUCCUCAAAUUGGACUCAGAAUACAACCCCGAGAUUUUGGGCCGACCGCUCCUUGCUUAUCAUGAAGGCAACGCUCGCUCCCUGGCUGCUCCUUUGCUUCUUCACACUCGUUUAUUCAAGGACUAUCGACCAUCGCGACGUUGACGCUCCUUUCUUGGCUUGCUAUGACUACAUAGUCUGUGGUGGUGGAGUAUCCGGCUUAGUCCUUGCGAAUCGGCUCACAGAAGAUCCCAAUGUCAGUGUUCUGGUGCUCGAAGCUGGCAACCUCGAUAAUUACGAAGAUUUCAUUCUCUAUCCCAUCGAAGACGGAUAUGGCCUGGGUACAGACUAUGACUGGAACCUUUGGACGGUUCCUCAGACAUACCUCGAUGGUGCUGCACGGCCGUACGAUAUGGGAAGAGGAAUUGGUGGAGGGAGCUUGAUUAAUGGAAUGUGCUGGACUAGAGGUGGAAGGGCCGAUUAUGAUGCCUGGGCUUCCCUUGGCAACCUUGGGUGGGGAUGGGAUGAUUUACUUCCAUAUUUCAAGAAAAGCGAGAACUACACAGACAACGUCGAUUCUGAUUUUGGCCGGGAGCUGUAUAUCCAGCCCGAUGCCUCUACCCAUGGCACAGACGGCCCUGUGCACGUUAGCUACCCGCGAUAUUUCUAUAGUCAGUCACAGCUCUUUCUUGACGGCCUGCAAGAAUUGGGAAUCCCAAUCUUGAUUGACCCCAACAAUGGAACCGCGGCAGGAGGCAUGCUAAUACCUGACUCCUUAAAUCCGGACAAUCAGACCAGAUCCUACGCGCGAUUGGAUUACUUCGACACCAUAAUCAAUACACGUCAAAAUCUGCAUGUAGCAACUCAUCAACAUGUUACCCGCGUCCUGGUAGAUGCACCACAUAAUGCCAGUUCAAGAGAUUAUCCACCAGGUCUGUGGAUCAACGGAGUUGAGUUCUUGACGGAUGGGAGCCUUGCUCUGCACAACGUAUCAUGCUCAAGAGAAGUGAUCCUUUCGACUGGAGCUGUGCAUACUCCUCAGAUACUUGAAUUUUCCGGUAUUGGUGACCCAGCUGUUCUUUCGAAAUACGACAUACCAGUAGUCAUCAAUUUGCCAGGUGUUGGAAAUAACUUUCAAGACCAUCCUUAUGUUGGCGUCGUCUAUUACUAUGGGAAUUCUAGCUACUUCAAUCUGGAUAUGUUGCAUACCAAUCCACAGCUGUUGACUCAGAUGGAGCAGGAAUACUACGCAAAUAAGACAGGCCCGUGGACUGCUGGUGCUAUCAACACCGUUGCCUUCCCAUCUCUUCCAUCAAUGUCACAGAAUUGGACCAACAUGAUGUCCGACGCAGCUAACCAGAGUACUACUCAACAUUUGAUUCCCGGUCUUGACCCAACAAUUAUUGCUGGUUUUGAAGCCCAGAAAGCCAUCCUCGUGGACCUGCUGAGCCGGAAGGAUGUUGGUGCCUACGAAAUCCUCAACGACAACAUUGGCCUUCUAGCAGUCGCCACGAUGCAUCCCUUCUCAAGAGGAAGUGUUCACAUACAAUCUACUAAUCCAUUUCUUCAGCCCCUCAUCGAUCCUCGAUACUGCUCAAAUCCUCUUGACUGCCAAGUCCUGGUUGAAGCACUUCUGUUCAAUAACCAGCUCGUCAACACCAACUCGAUGAGACUUUUGAAGCCUGGUCCAUAUGCUCCCUUUUUUCCAAACGCUACUUUCGAAACUUUGAUGACUGCUAUUCGAACCGGCCUCAGAACGGAAUUUCACGGAACUGGUACCACCUCUAUGCUGCCACUCAACCUUGGUGGGGUCGUUGAUACCCAUUUACGUGUAUACGGUGCCAAGAAUCUCCGGGUGGUAGAUUCAGGAAUUAUUCCCCUGGUUCCUGCUGCACAUCUCCAAGCACCUGUCUAUGCAAUAGCUGAGAAGGCCGCGGACAUCAUCAAGAGUGACAACCUGGGCUUGACUCCACAGGGUUGUGGCUUCAAAUCAGCUUUUGCUCAACAAGAUCCCAUCAUUUCAGACUCCUCUGGUACUGCACCAAGUCCUAUAUCCUGGCCAGCAGCGUCGACAUUCCCUGAAUUGUUUAAUUCGAGUGUUCUUGCUGCAUUUGAAGCAAGCACACAAGCAAACUCGACCACAAUUCAACCACCCUUUGCUUCCGCAGCCGCCAAGGAUCAACUCCCAUCAUCAGCCCCGCAAUUUGCUGCUGAAGACGGGAUCUUGAAUGCGGCCUUCACGUUCUUCACGCCAAGCUCGUCUCAAAAUUUUAGCGGAAAUGGAAAGACUGAAUCUACCUUGUCUACCAACAGCACACGGCCGAAGUCGGUUCUCAGUUCCGCCUUCUCGAUUCCAACUAAAUCUGCAUCGCCCAACAACCAUACUGCCGAGAUUCGCGACCAUACCGGGAGCAGUUCUCUCCACUCUAGUAUAGCAUCGGUGAUCCCGAAAAAGCCAGCCAUGGUCAAGCGUCACUGGUCGCCGUCUGGGGCAGCAACUUUAACUUCAAGGUGCCUCUCUACACCUUCCAGUGGCAAGUAUUCAACGCGGUUCACGCCAAACCUGAACAUGCAAAUCCCAGGGAAUGAGAAGACUCCUAGAAGGGCAGUAUCUCGGGCAUUAAGUACUUCGAACACAGAUUUCACAAAUCUGGGCAUGGUACCCGUACCGCACACAUCAGUACAAGUAAGACCGACAACGAGAAAACUACCACAUACAGGAGCACUGUCCCGAGGUUAGCCACAAUAACUGUGCCAGCUAGUGGGGGUAGUGACACAAGGUCAACUUGAACCUCACACGAGCGGGGGAUGGAAUAAGCUCCUUGCAGUGUAGGCUUGGGUCUUGGGGAAACAAAAACACCCACAUGCUGGAAAUUUUGAAUGGAUCUCUAUUAUUGACCUAUGGAGCUUUCAUCUGUAAGUAAAUUUUGGAGGAGGAAGUGGUAUCAUAGACAAGACAUUAGACGUGCGUAAAACUAAUCGGUUGUAACCCCCACAUCUUCAAACCCCACGCUAUGCAAUCUACCCGUUUUGGCGCUUUUAAUGUGAAACAAGGCCUUAAGAUCUUUUAGAAUUCGUCGCUAGAAAGAGUACGCACACCGCCACGAUUGAGAAA
Messenger RNA from Hyaloscypha bicolor E, 3214 nucleotides. RefSeq names its product GMC oxidoreductase. The transcript has 11 exons. Bases 182 to 2839 code for a protein of 885 amino acids. Gene Ontology annotation, molecular function: flavin adenine dinucleotide binding; oxidoreductase activity, acting on CH-OH group of donors. Lineage: Eukaryota; Fungi; Ascomycota; Leotiomycetes; Helotiales; Hyaloscyphaceae. Gene Ontology annotation, biological process: secondary metabolite biosynthetic process. The record is from RefSeq and is a predicted model, not a curated record.